This is a messenger RNA of Eimeria maxima, 429 nucleotides long. RefSeq lists its product as hypothetical. The record is from RefSeq and is a predicted model, not a curated record. Bases 1 to 429 code for a protein of 142 amino acids. NCBI's taxonomy places the organism in Eukaryota, Apicomplexa, Conoidasida, Eucoccidiorida, Eimeriidae. The transcript is spliced from 2 exons.
AUGCCCGAACAAGACGCAGAAGAUGCAGAAGAUUUUGUGCCUAAUUGUCUUGAUGAGGAAGAAGAGGAUGAUGAGGAAGAAGAAGAGGAGGAGGAAGAAGAAGAAGAUCUUGCUGAUGAAGAAGGAGAGGAAGAAGGUGCAGUUGAUACACAUCCUCCCUCCUCCCACACACACGUAGCAAGCAGCAGCAGCAGCAGCAGCAGCAGCAGCAGCAGCAGCAAUAGUUGUUGUUUGUUCCUGUCUGCUGCAGAUGAGGAAGUAGAAGAAGCAAACGGAGAGCAGAAGCAGCAGCAAAAGGAGGAGGGAGAACAGCAGCAAGAGCAGCAGCAGAAGCAGGAGGAUGAUGCUGCUGCUGCUGUUGCUGCACCAGGCAAACGGCAGGCGCCUACAGAAGCAGAACCUGCUGCUAAGGCCCAGAGGCAGAACUAA